CCUGUAUUUGUGAUCCGAGUAGGAGGCGGAGUGUCUCGGCGGCCAUUAGCUGUGUGUAGUUGUCCGGGACUCGGGAGCUGAAGUGAAGAAGGAAGUCUUUCCUUGGUGGAAAUCAACCAUGGCCACGGACUCCUGCAGCAGAUAAUCCUAGAGUACGGAGCAGACGGGCUUUUCGGUUUCCCGCCCUGCCCAAUUGGCGGGGCCUAACUAGGCCUCCGUACAUCCCCGGUCCCAAGUAGGCCUAGUCGGCCGGCCGGGACUCUCUAAAGGCGGGAGGCGCCAUGUCGCUGGUUGCUUACGCCAGCAGCGAUGAGAGUGAGCCGGAUGAGCCGGAGCCGGAGGAAGAGGAGGUGGCCACCCCGACGCCUGGACCCACUUUAGGGGGCUUGUUCUCUUCCCUCCCCGCACCCAAGGGUCCGGCCUUGCUGCCCCCGCCCCCCCAGAUGCUCGCCCCUGCCUUUCCCCCGCCGCUGCUGCUGCCUCCGCCCACCGUGGACCCCAGGCUCCAGCCUCCUCCGCCCUUGCCCUUCGGCCUGGGGGGCUUUCCCCCACCUCCAGGAGUGAGCCCGGCUGAAGCGGCGGGAGUUGGGGAGGGGCUAGGGCUGCCGUCGCCCCGAGGCCCUGGCCUCAGUUUACCCCCCGCCGUGGGCGGUGCUGGACCCCCCCUGGGGCUUCCCAAGCCAAAGAAGAGGACCGAGCCCGUGAAGAUCGCGGCGCCCGAGCUGCACGAGGGGGAUUCAGAUUCCGAGGAAGAUGAACCCACGAAGAAGAAAACUGUCGUGCAGGGAUCCGGAGAAGGGACUGGUUUGUCUGCCCUGCUUCCCCAACCUAAAAAUCUGACUAUGGAAGAGACUAACAGGCUGCUCCUGCCCCAUGCCUUCUCCCGGAAACCCUCAGGCGUCUCCUCGGAUGCCAAGCCCUCGAGACUGGCUUCUAAGGCCAAGCCCUCCCCCCUUGCUCCUGUUAUGGGCACCGCCACCACCACUCCGUCGCCCUCUGCCAUCAAGGCUGCAGCCAAGAGUGCUGCUCUGCAGGUGACGAAGCAGAUCACCCAGGAGGACGAUGACAGCGACGAGGAAGUGGCGCCGGAGAACUUUUUCUCCCUCACUGACAAGGCUGAGCCACCUGGAGUUGAGCCAUACUCUUACCCUAUUCCCACUGUCCCCGAAGAGCUCCCUCCAGGCAUGGAACCAGAACCAGCUUUCCAGGACGAUGCAGCCAAUGCUCCCCUUGAGUUCAAGAUGGCAGCAGGCUCAAGUGGGGCCCCUUGGAUGCCAAAGCCUGGGGACGACUACAGUUACAGUCAGUUUUCCACAUAUGGCGAUGCCAAUGCCGCUGGUGCUUAUUAUCAGGACUAUUACAGUGGUGGCUACUAUCCUGCACAGGACCUGGCGCUGGUCCCCCCACAGGAAAUGGCUCCAGACGCGUCCUUCAUCGAUGAUGAAGCGUUUAAGCGGCUACAGGGCAAGAGGAACCGAGGGAGGGAGGAAAUCAACUUUGUGGAGAUCAAAGGUGAUGACCAGCUCAGUGGGGCCCAGCAAUGGAUGACCAAGUCACUGACCGAAGAGAAAAGCAUGAAGUCCUUCAGCAAAAAGAAAGGCGAACAGCCAACAGGUCAGCAGCGGCGGAAACAUCAGAUCACAUACCUGAUUCAUCAGGCUAAGGAGCGGGAGCUGGAGCUGAAGAGCACCUGGUCGGAAAACAAGCUCAGCCGCCGGCAGACCCAAGCUAAGUACGGGUUCUAGGCUCCGCUGCUCCAGGACCACGGCCUGGCCCCCAGCUUCUCCUCCGGAGCUCCAGCUGCUCUCUGUGCAGGACCUCUUCCCCGAGGACCCAGCCUCUGCCUCUGUGAGAAGGAGCAUAUUUGAUAGAAUUUUCUUAUAUAAUGAGUUUGAAAACUUAGCUCCUUUCUGUGUUGGAGCUAGCAAAGACUCUAGUAAUGCCUCCAGGGGGCUCUGAGUUCUCCUUGGGAGUUUCGCCCCCUGUGGGGUAUGAUGAGGUAUUGAACUCUCCCUCACCAUUUUUUUUUUUUAAACCAGGGAUGUCUGUUGAAAUAAAACACUCGGUCUGAAAGA
Molecule: messenger RNA, 2075 nt
Organism: Jaculus jaculus (lesser Egyptian jerboa)
Lineage: Eukaryota; Metazoa; Chordata; Mammalia; Rodentia; Dipodidae
Gene: Prcc
Product: proline rich mitotic checkpoint control factor
Exons: 7
Coding region: 282-1745 (487 amino acids)
Cellular component (GO): nucleus
Source: RefSeq, a predicted model, not a curated record